This is a messenger RNA of Plasmodium reichenowi, 1878 nucleotides long. RefSeq names its product exported protein (PHISTb). The transcript is spliced from 2 exons. Bases 1 to 1878 code for a protein of 625 amino acids. The record is from RefSeq and is a predicted model, not a curated record. Lineage: Eukaryota; Apicomplexa; Aconoidasida; Haemosporida; Plasmodiidae.
AUGAAUUAUAAUUUAGUAUGGAAAUAUUUGGAAAAGGAAAUCAGAAGGUAUAACAGAAGUGUUUGGUGUACCUUAUUAUAUGGGAGAAAUAAUAUACUUAUUGUCCUAAUAAUGAAUAUUAUAUUAUGGAAUGUUUGUAUAACUAAUAAUGAUAUAACACUAGAUUCAAAAUAUAUCAGCACUAGGUACAUAAGAAUUCUUUGCAUCCCAGAUAUUAUAGAUGAUGUUGUAAAUGUUAAAAUAAAAGAAGAAAAUAUAAAUAAGGAAAAUGAUAAUGUGAUUAAAUCAAUUAAGAGUAUUAAAUAUCCUGAUAAUGUAGAUUUAUAUAAUGCAUUAAGAGAAAAAAUAAGAGAGAAUAUGGAACAAAAUAAAUGUGGAUCUAUACCUUAUAGUGAUGAACAUUUAAUUCCAUUUUACAAUGAAAAAAAUAAUAGUAUAAAUAAUGAUAUUGAUUCAUUAGACGGAAGAGAUAAUUUGAUUAGAUUAAAAAUGUAUAAUAUAUGGUUAGAAUUAAUGCAGAAUGAACAAAUGAAAUAUUAUAGUAUAAGACACAGUUUAAAUAAAUUUUAUAAAGAUUUAAAUCAGAAAUAUAAUCUAAAAAUUGAAUCAAAUGAUAAAGCUUUGAAAGAAUGUAAUGAAAUUAUUUGUUUAAGCGCUCAUUAUCUUCAACGUCAUCUAAAUAAUAUGUUUAAUAAAUGGUUUAAAAAAGGGUUUGUGAGUAUUGGAGAAUUUCAUAAUAUAAUUAACGCUACUAGACAUGGGUGGAAUGUAUUAACCACUGAUGUGCAAAAAAAGUAUAAAGAUAUUUUGACUGAUAAUUUAAUUGAAAAAAUGAACAAACCUUAUUUUAUAGGAAAUAAUAUCUUUAAUUCUUAUUUAGAUCAUAUUAACGUCAAAGAUAAUACACAGCAAUAUAAUGAAAAUAUGAAAAAAAUGUCAUGUAUAGAAAAAAUACCAAGAACAGAAAAAGAAGGAAAUAUAGAAGUGAAUUAUAAUAAUAAUUUAAAUGUAAAGGAUAAAAAGUUAUUAUAUGAAAACAUAGUUAAAAAUAAUUCAACAAUAAAAAAUUAUACUGAAUGUUUAAAAAUGGCGGAAUAUGUAGAUGUUGAUACUUCGGAUGUUAGUGUAAAGGAAGAAAAUAAUAUGAUAAAAAGAAAUAUAAGAAGAAAUAAUAAUAUUUAUAAAAUUAAUAAUGAAGAAAUAAGCAAUAAUGUAGAAAAAAAUAAUAAUAUAGAAAAGGAGGAUAAUCAAAAUAUAAAUUAUAAUGAUGAUGAAGAAUUAAAUGAAAUAGAAAAAAAUGAAUUUUAUAAUAAUAAUAUAGAAAAAGAGGAUAAUCAAAAUAUAAAUUAUAAUGAUGAUGAAGAAUUAAAUGAAAUAGAAAAAAAUGAAUUUUAUAAUAAUAAUAUGGAAAAGGGGAAUAAUAAAAAUAUUAAUUAUAAUGUUAAUGUAGAAGAAAAUGAAAUAAACAAAAAUGAAUUUUAUUAUAAUGAUGAGGAAAAUGAAAAUGAUGACAUUGAAAUAAGUUUAGAAGAUAUAUUCGAUAAAUCAACAAAUAUAAUAAAAGAAGCUGAGGAAAUUAUUAAUAAGAGAGAAAGUGGUACUUCAGUUGAUUCAUGUAUUUUUAUAGAUAAACCUAUAGAUUAUGAUAAACAAAUUGAAUGUAUGAAUAAUAAUAAUACAAAUGGAUAUUUAGAUUAUUGUAAUAAAAAAUAUUGUAAUCAAAAUAAUUGUAAUACUACAUAUUUACAAAGAAAAUGGGAAUCUCUUACUCUCAUUUCAGAUAAGGAUAAGUCUUUAAAUAAUAUUAUUUAUUCUAUAUGGAAAUAUGUAAGUAAUAAAAAUAAUUUGUUAUAUUGGAGAAAAUUUAAUACUUACUGA